AUGGAUAUCAAAUGUAAAAUUCCAAUUACAAAAGAUGAAGAUGAAGAUGAAGAUGAAGAUGAAGAUCAUCAUCAGUAUUUCGAUGGUCGCCGAAUACAUAGAGUGCCCAAACUUGUGCGAUUCAAUAAACACAACGAAGAGGAUUACUACGCCCCUAAGCUGGUUUCCUUUGGCCCUUAUUACCAUGGAUUACCAGAACUUGGUACGGCAGAAGAAUUCAAGCAUAAAGUCCUUACAAUGUUUGUUUCAAGCAGCGGCAAAGACAAACAAAUCUUCUACUGCCAGAUCUUUAAAUUGAUCGACCAGAUUAGAAAUAGUUACGUUGGAGUUUCCAGAGAUGCAUAUGAUGAUGGAGCGCUAGCAGAAAUGAUGCUUCUAGAUGCAUGUUUCGCUGUAUAUCUUAUGAAGAUUGCCGUGGGAGAUGAAGAAAAAAUUAUCCACUUCUGUCAACAUCUUGGAUUGUGUGUAAUAAAAUUUGCAUUUAUUGAUAUGUAUUUACUGGAGAACCAAAUUCCUCUCUGGGUUAUUAAACACUUGAUUAAUUUAAUAUAUGGAGAAGGAUCCAUGUUACUUUGUAAUUUCUUUAGUUCCAUGACUUUGGAGAAUACCAGGCUAACAAGAAUUCCUGGCGAAGAUAAAAAGCAACCACUUCACAUUCUAGAUGCUUAUCAUCGAUUACUUGUCGAAGAAUGGGAUAAAGCAGGAAAAAUACUUGUCCAGCCUGUUAAGAAAUGUCAAUGGCGGCCAUUGAAGAAAGAAAAUCAAAAGGAAUUAGGGAAAUUCAGUCGUCAAUCUCGUUCAGUCACCGAUCUCAAAGCAAAAGGCAUUCACUUCAAACCUAGUUCAUGUUGUUUGAUGAAUAUUAGUUUCAAAUCAUACACAUUUUAUGGGCAAGUUCAACUCCCGGUUUGGCUUUUCACUGGCAUUUCCAAGCUAUUAUUUAUAAACAUGAUUGCUUAUGAAGCAUCUCCAGAAAGCGACACUGGCAUUCCUAUAAUAUGUUAUGUUAAUUUCUUGAAAUCGCUCAUUGUUAAACCUGAAGAUGUGAAGGAACUACGAGAAAAGAAGAUACUUUUUAGCACCCUUGUCAGUGAUGAACAAGUUGUUGAAAUAAUCAAAGAGAUUGAUACUUGCGGACUUGACGAUUACUAUAUUUUUGACAAUGUGACGAUGAGAAUUGAGGAGCACUGCAGCAACAAGGCAAAAACAUGGAUUGCUGAAUUAAUUCACACUAAUUUUCGCAAUCCAUGGACUUUUAUUACCUUACUCGCUGCCAUUUUUCUUCUUUGCUUAACUUUUCUCCAGACCUAUGACACAUUGAAUCCUAAGUAA
Olea europaea var. sylvestris is the source of this 1332-nucleotide messenger RNA. RefSeq names its product UPF0481 protein At3g47200-like. The record is from RefSeq and is a predicted model, not a curated record. Lineage: Eukaryota; Viridiplantae; Streptophyta; Magnoliopsida; Lamiales; Oleaceae. The coding region runs from base 1 to 1332 and encodes 443 amino acids. The transcript has a single exon.